GUUAACUGUCAUGUACCAUUCGGCUUGGAUGUUGUUCUAACCUCACUUUCACAGCUAACAUUCUCGUCAUUUUCGAUUUUUUUAAUUUCUGUUACCAAAAUUACAAAUAAUUAAAUGUCCGAAACUCAAUCAUCAUUAUUGUUAAAAAAACAGCUAGCUGAGCUGAACAAAAAUCCUGUUGAGGGAUUUUCAGCCGGUUUAAUCGAUGAAAGUGACAUCCACAGAUGGGAGGUGUUAAUCAUUGGGCCUCCAGACACAUUGUAUGAGGGUGGUUUUUUCAAGGCACAUUUAUUUUUCCCGAAAGAAUAUCCACUCCGACCACCACGUAUGAAAUUCGUCACCGAAAUAUGGCAUCCAAAUAUAGAAAAAAAUGGGGAUGUUUGCAUUAGUAUUCUACAUGAACCCGGCGAUGAUAAAUAUGGUUAUGAAAAGGCAUCGGAACGUUGGUUACCCGUUCAUACAGUGGAGACGAUAUUAAUUUCAGUUAUAUCAAUGUUAGCCGAUCCGAAUGAUGAGUCGCCAGCCAACGUCGAUGCCGCUAAAGAAUGGCGGGAAGCGUAUCCAGAUUUUAAACGAAAAGUAGCGCGUUGUGUUCGAAAGAGCCAAGAGGAGUGCUCGUAAAUGUUUCUUUUUUCUAUUUUUAACUUAAAUUGAUCAUGAUAAUAUGGCGACACUAAUCAUUGCGGGCGACCGUAUAUGUCUGGUACAGUCUAAUAAAACUGAAAAUUAAUAACAAUUUAUUUAA
This is a messenger RNA of Bradysia coprophila, 745 nucleotides long. RefSeq names its product ubiquitin-conjugating enzyme E2G 1 (gene Ube2g1). The record is from RefSeq and is a predicted model, not a curated record. NCBI's taxonomy places the organism in Eukaryota, Metazoa, Arthropoda, Insecta, Diptera, Sciaridae.